Messenger RNA from Dreissena polymorpha, 603 nucleotides. RefSeq lists its product as uncharacterized. Gene Ontology annotation, molecular function: protein binding. Bases 102 to 551 code for a protein of 149 amino acids. NCBI's taxonomy places the organism in Eukaryota, Metazoa, Mollusca, Bivalvia, Myida, Dreissenidae. The transcript is spliced from 4 exons. The record is from RefSeq and is a predicted model, not a curated record. Gene Ontology annotation, biological process: multicellular organism development; cell differentiation.
UUUAACGCUACCGACAAACGUAUGCCAGCAGGUGCUACACAAACUAAAUUGAUAAGAUCGAUUAGUGUGUGACGGUUUGGCGGUAUUGUAUCUUAUUUGUAAUGGAACGUUUGAUGUCAAACAUAGAAGACAUGUUUUCAAUUUUUGCGUUCACGUGCCUUGCCGCGGUGCUACCAAGUAUUGCACGAGCGGAAUUCUGUGCAUAUGUGAUAACGCAAGACUGCUUCUUCCUCCCUGACAGGAAUAACGUCUGCGGCACGAACGGAGAGACAUACAGAAACAACUGUGCCUUGGCCAAGGCUUACUGCCACGACAUGUCUAUCCACAAGGCCCAUGACGGCCCAUGCGGUACCGUGUCCACCACGCCUACACCCGUGGACGGGUCACAUGUGGUCAUGGACAUAUUCUGUCUUGAUUUAGUGUACACGACGUGCAAGACAGGCGGUACGCAGAUCUGUGGAAGCAAUGGGAAUUUCUACGCAAACGUAUGCGAAUUCGACAAGGCUCGUUGUCUGAAUCGUAGUUUGACCUACGGUACCAACUGCCAGUAACACAACAAACAGUCAUGCUAUUAUAAAAACACAAUACAGAUUAAAGAAACUA